AUGGAAGGUCUCCUCGAAGCGUGUCUCACAUCGAAAGGGCAAUUUGAUCAUCGUAUCAAACUCGUUUUGAGAAGCGGGACCCACCCCGCAGUCAAGAGCAACGUCAGUACGCCACUUGUGCCUACUGCACCAUGGGAGAUGGAUAGAGAUAGAAACAACGGAACCGCCUCGGGUGCACGAGAGGGUGCUUACCGUGGGGAUCACUGUUGUUGCUGCUGCUUCUUAGGCCUUUUCUGUGGGUUCCCCCUUUCCAUAUUCACUUUAGAGACACAGGAGAGACAACCAGACAUGGCUGGCAGUAACCAAGUCAAUCUCAAUGAAUCUAGGAGUGUUGUUCCGCUAAAUACUUGGGUGUUAAUCUCGAAUUUCAAGCUGUCUUAUAAGCUUCUUAGACGUGACGAUGGAACGUUCAACCGUGAGUUGGCGGAGUUUCUUGAUAGGAAGGUCCCCGCCAAUGCAAUUCCUGUUGAUGGUGUGUUUUCAAUCGAUCAUGUUGAUAGAAAUGCUGGUUUGUUUUACCGGGUGUAUUUGCCAGUCUCUGGGGACGAGGCUCAAUGGGGUAUCAGAGACCUUGAGAGGCCGCUGAGCGCUACGGAAAUUGUUCCUGUGAUCAUAUUUUUUCACGGGGGAAGCUUCUCGCAUUCCUCAGCAAACAGUGCUAUCUAUGAUACCUUCUGCCGGCGUCUUGUGAGCAUUUGCAAGGCUGCUGUGGUGUCUGUGAACUACCGGCGAUCCCCCGAACAUCGGUAUCCUUGCGCCUAUGAUGAUGGCUGGGCAGCAUUGGAGUGGGUGAAGUCAAGAACAUGGCUACAAAGUGGGAGGGAGUCCAAGGUUCAUGUCUACCUGGCAGGGGACAGUUCUGGUGGGAACAUUGUUCAUCAUGUGGCAGUGAGGGCUGCGGAGGAAGAAAUUGAGGUCCUGGGGAAUAUUCUUCUUCACCCUUUGUUUGGAGGAGAAAAGAGAACGGAAUCCGAAUUGAGAUUGGAUGGGAAAUACUUUGUGAGGCUGAAGGAUCGUGAUUGGUAUUGGAGGGCUUUUCUGCCUGAAGGAGAAAAUAGAGACCAUCCUGCUUGCAACCCCUUUGGACCAAGGGGGAGAAGCCUUGCGGGACUCAAGUUCCCCAAAAGUCUUGUUUGCGUGGCCGGUUUGGAUCUUCUGCAGGAUUGGCAAUUGGCAUAUGCAAAAGGUCUUGAGGAUUCUGGACAACAGGUCAAACUUCUGUAUCUCAAGGAAGCCACUAUUGGCUUCUACUUCUUGCCAAACAAUGACCAUUUCUAUUGCCUCAUGAGUGAAAUCAACAACUUCUUCUGUGACUGGGGACAACUGCUUCCUGUUCUCUCUGUUCGUGUCUUUCGGAAGGUAGCAACAGCUCUGGCAGUACCAGAACUCGGUUCAUUUGGGGAUGGAUUACUUGUCCUUCUUGAAUCGUGGAAAUGGGGGAGGCUGAGUGUUGUUUUGUUCUUCAAUCCUAAGAGCGUGAAGCCUAACCCAUCCACCAAAAGGACAAGAAAAGCUUUCACGCGAAGAAUGAUUGGCAGGAGUCUGUUUGGAGCUUGGGAAAACAGCAAAUACGGGAAUUUGGCAUUGUUUUGA
Messenger RNA from Sphenostylis stenocarpa, 1593 nucleotides. NCBI's taxonomy places the organism in Eukaryota, Viridiplantae, Streptophyta, Magnoliopsida, Fabales, Fabaceae. The record is from the annotation of a GenBank genome assembly.